Messenger RNA from Gasterosteus aculeatus aculeatus (three-spined stickleback), 2337 nucleotides. It is a transcript of the gene aspn, whose product is annotated as asporin (LRR class 1). Gene Ontology annotation, molecular function: protein binding. The record is from RefSeq and is a predicted model, not a curated record. NCBI's taxonomy places the organism in Eukaryota, Metazoa, Chordata, Actinopteri, Perciformes, Gasterosteidae.
UUUUUACUCCUGGUUAGAGAGGGUGAUGCCGUUCUCCGUUCACUGGGAACGUUUUGACUGAAGGAUCCAACUCUCAGCCCUCCAGCUGGACCCUGCUGCUCCGCUCGCUGUGGGGUUUGAACCAGGACACUAACACACCUGAGCUCUCCCUCCCUCUGAUGGACAUGAGGGUCUUCCUCCUGCUUUGCCUGCUGGCGCUAGGCAACGCCAAACCCCCCCGCUCAAUCAACGCCUUGGACUUUAUGAGAAACUACGACAUCAUGAUGGCGGAUUCGAGCGAUGAGGACGAAGAUGAUGACAAUGACGACGACAAUGACGACGACAAUGACGACGACGGUUAUGAGGACAACUGUCCGGCGGGCUGCCGCUGCUCGCCCAGAGUGGUGCAGUGCUCCGACCAGGGUGAGAUCUCUGUUCCAGGGAAGAUCCCCGAAGACACCGUGAUACUAGACCUCCAAAACAACUACAUCACUGAGAUAAAGGAGAACGACUUCAAAGGCCUCAACAAGCUUUACGGCCUGUUUCUGAUCAACAACAAGAUCUCCAAGAUUCACCCCAAGGCCUUCAGAGACAUGGCCCACCUCAGACUGCUGUACCUCUCCUACAACCUGCUCACCGAGAUCCCCGCCAACCUGCCUCCCAACGUCAUCGAGCUGCGCUUUCACGAAAACAAGAUCAAUCGGAUCCAGAAGGAUGCGUUCAAAGGCCUGAUGAAACUCCAUGUGCUGGAGCUGGGAGCCAACCCUCUGGCCAACAGUGGGAUCGGACUUGGAGCUUUCAACGCCAUGUCAUCCCUGUACGUCGGCAUAGCAGAGGCCAAACUGACGGCUGUGCCAAAAGACCUCCCGUCCUCCAUCACAGAGCUGAGCCUGGACUACAACAAGAUCGCUAAGGUGGAGAUAGAAGACUUCAUUAGAUAUAAAAACCUGCAGAGGGUAGGACUCGGGUUCAACCAGAUCAAGUACGUGGAAAACGGCAGCUUUGCCAGCACGCCGAGCGUCCGUGAGAUCCGCCUGGAGAACAACCGUCUGAAAAGGGUUCCGCCAAACCUCAGCUCCCUGCGCUACCUCCAGGUGAUUUAUCUCCACGGCAACAAAAUCAGCGGCGUGGGCGUCAACGACUUCUGCCCCGUGCCGGGCGGCGUGAAGAAGAACCCGUACACGGGCAUCAGCCUGUUCGCCAAUCCCGUCAAAUACUGGGACGUCCAGCCCGCCGCCUUCCGCUGCGUGAGCGGACGGAGGGGCGUUCAGAUGGGGAACUUUAGGAAGUAGGGAGAGGAAAUGAAGAGCCCCCAUGACGUCCUGGAUGCGGCGUGAGAGAAAGAAGUUGAAAAUAAUCCUGAUAGAUAGAAACAAGAUGAAACUGGAUUUCUAAAGUGUUCGGAGAACGAGAUAAAUGACAUUAUAGUGAUGUGCAUUAGAAAGUGUAGCACAUGUUGAGUUAAUACAAAAAAAAGUCUCUAGCCUGGAUGUUGGGGCUGAGGCAACUGUAUACGGGGUGGACAUAAUAACAGGAACACCUGUCGGGGCAUUCAGAGAGGUCCUUCUUAGCGUUUGCUCUGUAGACUUUCCCGAAAUAAAGCACCUCCUUCGGGUCACUUUUUGAUUAAAACCAUGAAAAUGACUUGAUUUGAGUGGAAAUACAUGCCGAUGCCUUUUUAACAGAAGAGAUCUUUUUUUGUUAUUCUUUUAUAGUUUUUCCAAACCACAAAACAUUUUCUUACCUUUUCCAUUUUCCUUUCAUACAAUACUUCUGCCAUUUUCCAAAGUUGUGACAUGGUAAUCAUCACAAAAUACUCGCUAUACGGCCAGAGCUGUAACUUUAAAAAACACUUUCUUUUUAAGAGAUUUCCCCUCCAGCAGAAGUCUGUACAGUCAAUAAAUUACAUCAUUCAGAGCAAAGAAUCCCGUAGAAGCGACAGGUCCGUCUUUAUGUGCACGUUUUUUAAUCAUCUCACUGCAUGUCUGUAUUGUCUUUAUCAAGGAGCCGUAAACUACGCGUCAGGCCGGAUUACACAUGGUCCUUCAUAUAAUCCCAAAACGUCACCUUGUUGUUUUUUAUAAGAUAUAGCAACCGGGUGAGCUGCAGUUAUUAACUAAUUCAUAAGCAGCUUCUUCACCAACACGUUCCUGCUCCCACCUCUCAAGUGGUGCUAUAUUUAUUUAGAAUGUCUUUAAAUAAACCUGGAACACCUCUCCAUGUAUGUGGUAACCUUUUUUUUUUUUAUCCAAACGAAAGUAAACGUUUGAUGUUGUUAUUUGAGCUAUUUUUGUGUUUGUGAUUCUACAUGAAUACAUUUGAGUCAUUUGGAUAAAAUAAAGUCUCUUCAAAGAUCAA